UACUAAGCAGUCACAUUGUUUCUCUUCCAGGUUAUGUAUUGUCCAUAUUGUGGACUUGAAUUGGCUGGAUAUAUUGGAUGCUUUUGUGGUUCCUGUGGUAGCAACAUUAGAUUUCUGGCACCUUUUCUACAGAAUGGCCCAGAAACAGUGUCAGCUGAACUCACAGAGGCAGACCUUAUCCAUAAAUAUUUCUCAGAGGGCCACACAUAUGAAGUGAUCCUUGAUUUUCUUGGAACAAAGCAUAAUAUUUUCCUGAGUCUGAGCACCUUAAAGAGAAAGCUAAGGAAUGCAGGCCUAACAAGGAGGACAGAGUAUACUCCCAUUAACACUGUGAAUGCCGCUAUUACACAUGAACUGACAGGCUCAGGUCAGCUUUUGGGUUACAGAGCUCUGUGGCAGACAUUGCGACAGAAGUAUUUCCUGACAGUUAAAAGGGAUGAUGUAAUGCAUACAAUUCGCAGACUGGAUCCAUCUGGAGUUCAACUUCGCCAUAGGCACAGAUUUGUCCGAAGAGGAUACAUUACAGCAGGACCAAACCAAGUGUGGCAUGUUGAUGGGUAUGAUAAGCUCAAACCAUUUGGUGUUGCCAUCAGUGGCUGUAUUGAUGGGUUUUCUAGGAAAGUGAUGUGGCUCAGCAGUGGCAGCUCUAAUAACGACCCAGGGAUAAUUGCUUCCUAUUACAUGCAGUGUGUAUCAGACUUUGGACUUCCAGCACGCCUUCGCACAGACUGUGGGACAGAAAAUGGCACUAUGGUAGCCAUUCACUGUGCAUUAAGAGCACAGCAUACAGAUGAUUUUGCAGGAGCCCUCAGUCACAUGUAUGGCACCUCAACUGCAAAUCAACGUAUUGAAAGUUGGUGGUCCUUUUUCAGGAAGCAAAGGACCCAGUUCUGGAUUGAGCUCUUCAGUGACCUGAGAGAGAGGCACCUUUUCAAUGGCAGCCAUGAGCAUAAGUGCCUUCUACGGUAUGUCUUCUUGAGCAUCUUGCAGAAGGACUUUGAUGAGUACAGAGAACUCUGGAACAACCACACCAUCCGACCUGUUCGUCAGUCUCGAUGUCAUUCUGGUAAACCAGAAGCAAUGUAUCACCUGCCUCACAGGUUUGAUGCAAGGGAUUGUGGAUUCCCAGUGUCACAGGAAGUCAUUCAAGAUUUUGAGGACAUUCUACCACCACCGCAGCCCAGUCGUUGUGGUGACGGUAAUCUCCAAAUGAUCUCAGGCAAGGACAGCCUCGAUGGCCUUUUCCCAUCCAUGAUCAGAUCCCAGUCUGACUGCAGUAAUGAAGGACAUGAUGGACGGCAAAGACAGGCGAAGGUGGGAACGGUGUUCAUCAGAUUCAUCAGAAUAAAGCCGUAG
Messenger RNA from Rhinichthys klamathensis goyatoka, 1356 nucleotides. RefSeq lists its product as uncharacterized. Gene Ontology annotation, molecular function: nucleic acid binding. The record is from RefSeq and is a predicted model, not a curated record. NCBI's taxonomy places the organism in Eukaryota, Metazoa, Chordata, Actinopteri, Cypriniformes, Leuciscidae. Bases 34 to 1356 code for a protein of 440 amino acids. The transcript has 5 exons.